CGUAAAUACGAAGUGGGAGUAUGGCUACCAUGACGGGACAUUCCAGCGUCUUGAUUGGUCGAUUCCAAAUCCGCGCCGACCAAUGAGCGAGCAGCUUGAGCCGCGAACAAUUCAAAAGAAGAUCACGACCGAAAUUGUAGUUUAAAACGCAUAUUUCCUUAGAUAAUCCCGGUAUCCGAUACCGACUUACUUAUCAUUGGUCACCAAAUGAUACCCAGUAUUAACGUGAGAUAUAUUUAAGGUUCAACUGACUAAAAUUAUAACUUUAUUCUUAGUUUUACAGUAGCGAGCCCGUUGACAGACACGAAAUCACCCGUUGUUGAUCAACAAAGGAGACUCCCGAGGAAUCUGAACCCCUGAUAAAUAACCAGGGUCAACCUACGAUUCCUAGUCAACAGAAGCUACGAAUGAAUCACUGCCGAAUUUUAAAACGAGUUCCGAUAUCUUCUAGUAUCCUGUGGAUCCGUAUUAAAAGUGACUCAUUCUGUUAAACUGCACAAAAAUCCUUGUGGAAAUAUUGUAGAAGUAUUUUACACAACUCCCCAUAAACCCUCGAUUUUGUAAACGCUUAAUAAGUGGAUAAUGCUAAAUGUUUUGCAGCAAUGGAGUCAGCGAUUAUUCGGGAGGAGAAACUCAAUCCACGCAAGUAUCAAAGGAAGUAUGACGUCCUCGACAAAUGAGCCAAUCAGAAUGCAGAGCGAGGACCCACGUGAGCUCCCGCGACCAAUCAAAUUCUCAAAGUCCUCGAACAUGUCCAGCACAGAAAACAUUUCUGGAUGUUAUACCAAUAUCGCUUGUGAAGACGACGAUUUCGAUGCUGGGUGUUCUACAGACUCGGCAUGCACAUGCACAAACUGCACUACUUUGAUGACUUUGACAGAAUGUGGAGUGUGCAUGGAACCGCUUCAGGGUCGAGAAGUGCAGGCCUGCACUUUAUGCUCUAAUAUGAUUUGCAAUUUUUGUGCCUCGAAGCUGCCAUCCUGCGCAUUUUGCAGGUCGAUCCUAUCCACGACGAGGAACCGAGCCAUGGAGAGGCUGCUUGAUAAAAUGCAUCUGCCUUGCCGCAACUCUCGGUCAGGAUGCAAAGUUAUCGUGAAUCGGGACAGCAGAGCACGACAUGAGUCGACCUGUAGUUUCGCCACUAUCAGUUGUCCAGCAGGAAGAAAAGUUUGCGGCUGGUAUGGAACUGUAGUUACAAUAGAAGCCCAUCUGAAGAAGGCUCAUGGAUUAAUACCACUUAUUAACUACGGAAUUACUGUGGAAAUCGCUAGUUUUUGCGAAAUCGCUCGAGCUAGGGAAGGGCGCCUCUACACGGUUUGCUUGUCAUGCUACGAUCAGCUGUUUAUGGUGAAGGUCAUACUCUUCCAAGACAAGCUGAAACUCUCCUUCACGCCCAUGGGAUACGUUCGGUCGAUGAAACAAUUAAAUCUGACGAAAUAUGGAGUCUUUCUGUAUGUGCAUGGUAUCGAUAGGCACCUAAGAGUGAUUUUGCCCUUUGAAAACAAUCAAGGGACUUUGAAUAUCGAAAUCACCUGUGCCUGCUUGUACUCUUCACUUUCCGAGAGUUCACUUGGGAAAUCCGUCAAAUUAGACAUCGUCAUUAGACAGAUUGAAUCCGACGUUAAGGGAACUCUGAUUAUUACUAACAAAUUGGACUAUACGAGCAGAGGAACUUCCAUCACGGAUUUUUAAGUUAUCUUUGAAUUUCUUUCCAGCUCAGGAAAGAGGAUGAUACAAAUAAUUGUUGAAAUUAUUUCAUAACGCAGGAAAAUGUGCAAAAUGUCCAUGUUAGUAAUCGAUCAAUAUACAUGGUUACUGUA
This is a messenger RNA of Orussus abietinus, 1820 nucleotides long. Its product is annotated as E3 ubiquitin-protein ligase sina. The transcript is spliced from 6 exons. Gene Ontology annotation, molecular function: zinc ion binding; ubiquitin protein ligase activity; ubiquitin conjugating enzyme binding. NCBI's taxonomy places the organism in Eukaryota, Metazoa, Arthropoda, Insecta, Hymenoptera, Orussidae. Gene Ontology annotation, cellular component: cytoplasm. Gene Ontology annotation, biological process: proteasome-mediated ubiquitin-dependent protein catabolic process; multicellular organism development. The coding region runs from base 583 to 1692 and encodes 369 amino acids. The record is from RefSeq and is a predicted model, not a curated record.